Messenger RNA from Plodia interpunctella (Indianmeal moth), 986 nucleotides. RefSeq lists its product as uncharacterized. The transcript is spliced from 6 exons. Gene Ontology annotation, molecular function: lipid binding. Lineage: Eukaryota; Metazoa; Arthropoda; Insecta; Lepidoptera; Pyralidae. The coding region runs from base 120 to 950 and encodes 276 amino acids. The record is from RefSeq and is a predicted model, not a curated record.
UACAAUACUGAUACGUUAAUACCACAAGAUAUCAAUAGCUUCUCUAUAAUUUCUAUUUCUUUUUAUUUAUUCACAGUAUACCGAUAAAACUUAAAACAAAUAAUUUAUUUUACAGAAAAAUGAAAAUUGCUUGUGUGGUAUUUUUGGUUGCGUGCGUCUACGCACAUGGUGCAGUGCGAUAUCCUGCCAGAGAAGACAAUGAACCGCUGCAGUUGAGAAUUCUACCAACACAAAUACAUACGACCACAGUUGGAGUUCAGAACACAGCCGACGACGAGUUGCUGGCUUCAGAACUUGCGCUCCUCAAUAAUCAGCAAAGGAAUCUCAUCGAAGACCAAAUUGCAAAUCUCCUGGAAGGAUUCAGGGAUGUUGUAAUUAAUGGCAACGAAAACAUCCCUCCUCUAGAUCCCGUCGAGUUGCAGCAAAUUGGACCGUUCUCGUACAGUUCAAAUGGCAUUCGUGUGACUGGUUACAUCAAUGACUUGCAUGCAGACGGUCUCCGGUGGUACAUUGUAGAUGAAGUCACCUUCAACGCCCUCCGCCUUGCAUUGGGAGUGCGCGUCACCCUGCCCUGGUUACGAGUCAACGGCAGCUACGAUGCGAACGCCAGAAUACUGUUGUUGAGACAUGACGCUGGGGGCAACUUCAGGGUCUUCGUCAACCGCGUGGAAGUCAGUGUGGACCUUCGAGUGGGAACCAACAUACUAGCUGGACAUUUAGUACUCAGAGAACUCGACAUUAAAAUCGAUAUUCACGAUACUCUGAUUCAAAUUGAUGGCUUGGUGGGUUCACCUGUCCUCAACAACAUAAUCAGCGGCUUGGUGCAGAGCAUAACCCAAGCCGUGAUUCAAAAUGAGCUCGAGAAAGUCAGUCAAAUGCUGAGCGAGCAACUGUUCGACACUAUCAACGAAGUGUUGAAGGACUACACGAUCGCUGACAUUCUUGGAUGAAAAAAUUACUAUAAGACGAAAUUAUUAUAUGUACCU